Striga asiatica is the source of this 1693-nucleotide messenger RNA. The record is from the annotation of a GenBank genome assembly. NCBI's taxonomy places the organism in Eukaryota, Viridiplantae, Streptophyta, Magnoliopsida, Lamiales, Orobanchaceae.
AUGCUAUGCACUGGAAUAUUAACGACAUUAUCACAGAGUAAUGGGGGAUACAAAUAUGAUUAUGCAACUGUGCCUUUUCUUGCUGAGGUCUUUAAGCUUAUAGUAUCAUGUGUGUUACUGUGGAGAGAGCGCCAGAGGAUGCCUCCUCCGAAAAUUACAACAGACUGGAAAUGUGUCAGACUAUAUCCAAUCCCCUCGAUAAUAUACCUUAUUCACAACAAUGUUCAGUUUGCUACAUUGACAUAUGUUGAUACCUCCACUUAUCAGAUUAUGGGCAAUUUGAAGAUUGUCACGACUGGAAUACUUUUCAGGCUGUUUUUGAAGAGGAAGCUUUCUAAUUUGCAGUGGAUGGCAAUUAUUCUGUUGGCUAUUGGGACGACCACAAGCCAGGUGAAGGGCUGUGGAGAAGCUUCCUGUGAAUCGAUCUUCUCUUCACCUAUUCAAGGAUACAUGCUGGGUUUAUUAUCUGCUUGUCUCUCAGCAUUGGCUGGUGUUUACACCGAAUUCUUGAUGAAAAAGAAUAAUGACAGCUUAUACUGGCAAAAUAUUCAACUGUAUACAUUUGGUGCAAUAUUCAAUUUGGCAAAACUCAUCUUGGAUGAUUUUAGAAAUGGGUUCGAGAAAGGACCAUGGUGGCAACGGUUAUUCAAUGGAUACAGCAUUGCAACUUGGAUGGUAGUUUUAAACCUUGGGUCCACUGGUCUUUUAGUGUCAUGGUUAAUGAAGUAUGCUGACAAUAUUGUUAAGGUUUAUUCCACGUCCAUGGCAAUGCUAUUGACUAUGGUACUGUCUGUAUUCCUUUUCAACUUCAAACCAACUCUACAGCUAUUUCUGGGAAUCUUCAUCUGCAUGAUGUCAUUACACAUGUACUUUGCCCCACCAAACAUGCUUUUGGAUUUGCCUUCGACAACAAAGGCAGACCCUGAAAGUCUAGUUGAAGUUUCUGUCGACCGAAAAACGGUUUCAUAGAGAGACUUUUAUAAGAAAAUCAAUUCUUUCGAGGGUAAUCUGUCUUAUCGAGAUCAACAAGCCAGGAAUUACUUUCGAGGAACUUGUAAGAUGUAUUAUCACGGCAUGUUAGGUUUAGGACAUCUAAGGCAGAAGUAACUUACAAUGACUUUUAAACAAACAUUUGAUAAAAUUGAUGGAAUUCAAAAAGUCUUGGUAUAUCAUAGUCUUGUUCUUUUAUAGAAUUAAUCCGUUUAAAUUAUCCUGUACAUGUUGAGGCAGCCGUCUAAUUCUGGUGAUAUAGUUACAUCUGAAAGAUUUGACAGUAUUUCUUGUAAAAACUGUUCAUUGAGUGUCUCUAUGCCUAUAAUACAAAUGUUCGUGAUACGUUUUCGCUGAUGGAAGGAUUGUUUAAUUUUGCGUUUUAUUUUAUGCUUGAAGUCACCAACUUUAUUGUCUGCUUAUAUUAGUGAAAUGAAAGCAGGUAAAAUCCCUUGCCAGUUGCUGCAUUAUUGAUGGCUCCAUGUAAAGAAAGUAUGUGUGUGUGUGGUUGAAUUGUAUAAUGCUUUUGCCAGACACUAAAGGGCACUCAUCAAAUCAUUUACACCUCUCAUCAGCUGGCCAUAAGUUAUGAGCAGAUACAACUACAUGUGAGAUUUUUGUGGUCUACAAUGCAAUAGGUAUACAAAUAUUUAUUUCCUAUACUUUACUGUUAGGUGGUAUAUUGAUGCAGAUACAAUUUGGA